Molecule: messenger RNA, 1101 nt
Organism: Anopheles marshallii
Lineage: Eukaryota; Metazoa; Arthropoda; Insecta; Diptera; Culicidae
Gene: Zip88E
Product: zinc transporter ZIP3
Exons: 2
Coding region: 1-1101 (366 amino acids)
Biological process (GO): zinc ion transmembrane transport
Cellular component (GO): plasma membrane
Molecular function (GO): zinc ion transmembrane transporter activity
Source: RefSeq, a predicted model, not a curated record
AUGGAAUCCGCCGAAAGUCUGGCAACGGUUGGCAGGAAUGCAACCGUGCCGGUGGACAAAAUAACCCAAAAUGAGGCAAAGCUGCUGGCGAUCGUAGUCCUUGGAUUUGGUAGCUUUUUGUGCGGUUUGCUGCCGAUCUACAUUUCCCAGCGUAACCGCGAACGGUACCCGUGCACACUGUCGUUUCUGUUGUGUUUCGGAGCGGGCGUUCUGCUGGCUACGGCCAUCGUUCAUAUGCUGCCGGAAAUACGUGGUGCGCUCGGUGAGUUUGCCGAGAUUGUGUUCUGUGGCGGGUUUUUCUUCAUGUACGCCAUUGACGAGUUGAUGGUGUUCUGCGGAAUUGGUGCACACGAUCACGGUGAAGGGGCAGGAGCAUCCGAGCACCGGCAACGAGCCUGUAGCGUGGGUGACGAUUCCGAUGCGGCAAGCACUUCCAGUCGCAGAGAGCGUCGGUACGGUGCAAACGAAGAAACCAAAUCACUCCUCGGACAGCAAGAAAAUGAUCCGGAAAACAUUCUUACCCACCGAUCGUUGGAGAGUGCGGUUGGUUUUGCCGGUAAUCUAUCGCGCCGGUCAUCCAUCAGCGGUCAGCCACUGCAGAGACAGACCACGAAUGCGGCCGAAAUGCAGCUUACCGGUGUGUUUGGGCUAUUGCUAGCCCUCUGUAUGCACUCGCUGCUCGAAGGGCUGGCAAUCGGGGUACAAAAUUCAGGCCCCAAAGUACUGCUGCUGCUCGGUGCGGUCAGUGCGCACAAGUUCGUGGUGGGCUUCGCUCUUGGCGUGGAGCUGUGCACUUACAAUGCGCGGCAACGCUGCUCCCACGUGCUGCAGGUGUUAACGUUUUCCCUCGGCUCGGUGGCCGGUAUCGGCGUUGGCAUGGGGUUGGAUGGGCUGAACGAAACGCUUACCAACCUGAUCAUGCCCAUUCUGCAGGGGCUGGCCGGUGGAACACUGCUGUACGUGACCGUAAGUGAAGUUCUACCUCGGGAACGGGCGAAACGUUUUCGACACACGAGAGGUAUCGGACCGAUACAGUUCAUUGCUGUCGCGUUAGGAUUUACGCUCAUGUCCGUGCUGAGCUUAGUGCUUACUGACGAGUAA